Molecule: messenger RNA, 1663 nt
Organism: Stereum hirsutum FP-91666 SS1
Lineage: Eukaryota; Fungi; Basidiomycota; Agaricomycetes; Russulales; Stereaceae
Exons: 5
Coding region: 38-1534 (498 amino acids)
Source: RefSeq, a predicted model, not a curated record
UCAUUACACCGUGCAACGCGAUUAUCACCUCGCCAGAAUGCCGAGCUCGAGCUUACAACCUCAGGCCGGCCCUUCUACGUCGAAACCAUUCGGAUCUGCACUUCCUCCUCCACCAAAGAUCACCAAACGGAAACGAAAACAAUUAGAAGAGUUACCAACGUCAGAGCUUUUGCAUCGAGACGAAGACUCGCCUUCCAAACGUGCUCGGCAUGCAGAGGGCCCGCCUGCCGAACUCGACCCUUUCCCACCGAUACCGAAUGUUGCACCUCCGAAAGAGGGUGAGGUUCGAAGAAAACGAAAGAUCCUACCAGAUGGAAAGUUCAUAACAAGUAAAAGUGCAGACGCGAAAUCUACCACGUUCUAUCGCGAUAUCAAGCAUGCAAUACACCGUCGCGAAGCCAACAUAACCUCGUGCUCAUACUACUCCGAACCGCCCACCAAGGAACUUACCUUCGAACACAUCAGUGGCGAUCCGGACAUGUAUAUCGACGCUGGAGAUGUGUUCGUUCAUGUCCAUCGCUCUGUGAUCGGGAGGGAAUUACUUUUCCAGCCUAUCCAAACUUUUCUUCAUCUCGUCGAUGGGAAACCCUCUAAAUUAGACUGGUAUAAUGGAGAUCCGAUUUGGUCUCAUAAAAAGGUGAGCGGAAGACAAUGGGAGCUCGUGCUCGAUUUCAUCUACAACCCAGCUGAAGCGAGUCCCGAUGACGUAGAUAUCAAAGAUAUCGCGGAAUAUCUCUGGCUCAGCAAAUACUUCAGCUGUCCUCUCCUUCGCGACUUCGCCAUCUGCUCUCUAUCCCGCUACUGCCCCUCCAAACUCGAGAGCUACCUCCACCUUCAACACACUCUAACUCCAUCCGACCAAGCGAAGCGUAUCCUCACCCUCCGCCUCUGCAUCGAAUACGAGAUCGACCAACUUCGUCCCGUGGCGUACUACAUGUGCGCACAGUUACCUCUACGCGUUAUCUUCCACGGUAUCUCCACACGUGGAAAUUUCGACUGCGAUGUCGUCGACGAGCCGAACUGCGACGUAGGCGACAAGCUACAUCGACUCGAACCCGGCGAGAUCAUCCGAAUCAUGAAAGGGAGAGAAUUCCUCUCCAACUGCAGACGUGACGAUAUCCUAGGUUUCCUGCAACAUCCUACGCCAGACGGUUUCCCCGGAAAACCUUCUCCCGGCUGCACCUCAGACGAACAUCCAGGCCGCGACGCGUGGUACGAUAACCGAUGUUACAACUUCCUCACCACUUUAUGGCAAACCCUCACAGACCGAGAUCCUACGCUUGGGAGGAAGGACGGAUUGCCUGCGCUUAAGGUCCUGGAUGCGGAGUUGAGAGCAAUGAUGGAGCAGGGAGGGGUGGUGUGUGUGAGUUGUAGGGAGGCGAUGUGGAAGAGUAUGAGGAAGGCGCAAGGGAAUGUGUGGAGGAGGAUACCGGAGGCGUUUGGGAUGGGGAGCUGGUUUGAUGUUGAGGAAAGGGUCAGGAAGACAAGUGCGGAGAUGUUUCCGAAGGUUGGUGGUAAGAUUAAAGGACGAUGAUGGGUAAUAUUUUGACAUGGAAUUUCUCUGCAUUUGUUGAUAUUGUGUGUCUUUAUAAUGUUUGUUUUACAUGCAGCCCAGAGAUACCCUUCUUCGCAUCUCUUUUCGAAUAUCUAUACCCAUCGGCCU